CAAACAAAAAGUCACCAAGCAAUGUCUCGUGAGGUAUGCUCUGCGCAUGUCCAAGAAGACGGUGGGCUCAUUUUGCCACUCAUAGCAAGCCUUCUGGAAAGUAUCUUCCUCAACGAGCAUUUGGGAUUGGAAGCAUCUGUCACCCGGUCUAAGGCUGUAAGGCAAGAAAACUAAAGGGAAACAACCAUGACAAAUAUUUCACUGAUCUGCUUUUGUUUACUGGUGUUGAUAGAUUCAACUUCAACUACAUCAUCCACUACUGUAUCUUCAGUUGCUACAACACAAGCGACGUCAGUUAGUUCAGAUACAUCAUCUUCUUCGGCAUCUACUGCAACGAUGUCUUCGCCUACAACUGCCUCCAGCAACACCGUGGGCUCAUCAACAGGUGCUGUCACUGCGGGAGUAAAUGAUGUCACCACUUCGAAUCUGACCACUACCACCAAAUCUGGCUCCCAAAGAAUGAGCGCCGGCAUCGGUUUCAUCUUGUUGAUAUCUGGGGCCAUGAACUUUCUGUUGUAACCUUCAUGUGAUCCAUGACUUCUGUUCCGGGGCUAGUGACGUGGAAAAGGAUAGAUGACGAACUACCGCUAGAGGUCGCCACCUUCACAAGACUCGUAUACAUUAGAGACAAGAGUAACUUUGAAAAAAAAAAAGCUGGCUUUAAUCAACUUAUUAGGCAGUAACUAAUAGUCCUUUGCAAAUCUUGUUAGCUGGCUUGAAUUAACUCUAGGCAGUAUCUAAUAGUCCAUUGUAAAUCUUGUUAGCUGGCUUGUAUCAACUCUCUAGGCAGUAUCUAAUAGUCCUUUGUGAAUCUUGUUAGCUGGCUUGAAUCAACUCUAAAUCAGUAUCUAAUAGUCCUUUGUGAAUCUUGUUAGCUGGCUUGUAUCAACUCUCUAGGCAGUAUCUAAUAGUCCUUUGUUAAUCUUGUUAGCUGGGUUGAAUCAUCUCUAAAUCAGUAUCUAAUAGUCCUUUGUGAAUCUUGUUAGCUGACUUGAAUCAACUCUAAAUCAGUUUCUAAUAGUUCUUUGUGAAUCUUGUUAGCUGACUUGAAUCAUCUCUAAAUCAGUAUCUAUUAGUCCUUUGUGAAUCUUGUUAGCUGGCUUGAAUCAACUCUAAAUCAGUAUCUAAUAGUCCUUUGUGAAUCUUGUUAGCUGGCUUGAAUCAACUCUAAAUCAGUAUCUAAUAGUCCUUUGUGAAUCUUGUUAGCUGGCUUGAAUCAACUCUAAAUCAGUAUCUAAUAGUCCUUUGUGAAUCUUGUUAGCUGACUUGAAUCAACUCUAAAUCAGUUUCUAAUAGUUCUUUGUGAAUCUUGUUAGCUGACUUGAAUCAUCUCUAAAUCAGUAUCUAUUAGUCCUUUGUGAAUCUUGUUAGCUGGCUUGAAUCAACUCUAAAUCAGUAUCUAAUAGUCCUUUGUGAAUCUUGUUAGCUGGCUUGUAUCAACUCUCUAGGCAGUAUCUAAUAGUCCUUUGUUAAUCUUGUUAGCUGGCUUGAAUCAUCUCUAAAUCAGUAUCUAAUAGUCCUUUGUUAAUCUUGUUAGCUGGCUUGAAUCAUCUCUAAAUCAGUAUCUAAUAGUCCUUUGUGAAUCUUGUUAGCUGGCUUGAAUCAACUCUAAAUCAGUAUCUAAUAGUCCUUUGUGAAUCUUGUUAGCUGACUUGAAUCAACUCUAAAUCAGUAUCUAAUAGUCCUUUGUGAAUCUUGUUAGCUGACUUGAAUCAACUCUAUAGGCAGUAUCUAAUAGUCCUUUGUGAAUCUUGUUUGCUGGCUUGAAUCAACUCUAAAUCAGUAUCUAAUAGUCCUUUGUGAAUCUUGUUAGCUGGCUUGUAUCAACUCUCUAGGCAGUAUCUAAUAGUCCUUUGUGAAUCUUGUUUGCUGGCUUGAAUCAACUCUUUAGGCAGUAUCUAAUAGUCCUUUGUGAAUCGUGUUAGCUGACUUGAAUCAACUCUAAAUCAGUAUCUAAUAGUCCUUUGUGAAUCGUGUUAGCUGACUUGAAUCAACUCUAAAUCAGUAUCUAAUAGUCCUUUGUGAAUCUUGUUAGCUGGCUUGAAUCAACUCUAAAUCAGUAUCUAAUAGUCCUUUGUGAAUCUUGUUAGCUGGCUUGAAUCAACUCUCUAGGCAGUAUCUAAUAGUCCUUUGUGAAUCUUGUUUGCUGGCUUGAAUCAACUCUUUAGGCAGUAUCUAAUAGUCCUUUGUGAAUCGUGUUAGCUGACUUGAAUCAACUCUAAAUCAGUAUCUAAUAGUCCUUUGUGAAUCGUGUUAGCUGACUUGAAUCAACUCUAAAUCAGUAUCUAAUAGUCCUUUGUGAAUCUUGUUAGCUGGCUUGAAUCAACUCUAAAUCUGUAUCUAAUAGUCCUUUGUGAAUCUUGUUAGCUGACUUGAAUCAACUUUAAAUCAGUAUCUAAUAGUCCUUUGUGAAUCUUGUUAGCUGACUUGAAUCAACUCUAAAUCAGUAUCUAAUAGUCCUUUGUGAAUCUUGUUAGUUGACUUGAAUCAACUCUUUGGGCAGUUUCUAAUAGUCCUUUGUGAAUCUUGUUUGCUGGCUUUCGGAAACGGAUGUUAUUUCAUUGUUAAGUUAUUGCUUCUUUUCCACAUGCUGCUAAUAUAUGCAAAUAUAUUCUAUUCAAGUGUAUAGUUUUCAGCUUUACUCACUGUGAUAUUUUUAUGUAUAAAAUAUUUGUACACACGUAUUUAUGAAUUAAGUUUUGCUAUUACUUUCUUUACAUAAAAACAGAAUAGAAGUGUUUCUGACCUUGACCAUGCUAUUUUUUCUGCUAUUGUCUAAUUAAAAUAUACUUUCUGAUGUUCUAAGUUAAUAUACAAAUAAUAAAUAAAUAAAUAUAUAUAUAAGUGUUAAAUAAUAUAUUUAAAUGUAAUGUAAUUUAUUAACAGCAAGCUACUGUUGUAAUUCUGAACAGCGUACAAAAUAUGUUCAUGAAUUAUGCCUAUGAACUAAGACAAUUAACCCAUGCCUAGCAUCGCGCUGAGAAAUAAGGGUCGAACAUAGCCGAAUACUAAAUAAUGUUUUCAUUGAAAUAUCAAUUACUUUGCUUUCUUUUUAUGUCAAUUUUUUUGUUUAGCUGUAAUUAAAGUUGUAUAUCUAUAUUCUCUCUCUCUCUCUCUCCCUCUCUCUAUCUUUGUGUGUAUCUCUGUCUAAGUGUCUGUCUGUCUGUCUGUCACUCUAUCUCAAUGUGUUUUUGAUCAUAUGCGGAUGAUGCGAUCAAAAUUAUUUGUGUGGCCUAAUUUUUUUUAAAAAGCUCACCGUUCUUUGAUGCGGCUCUCGUUUUCUCUUUCUCUCUCUUUUUUCUCUUUUUUCACUCCCCGGUCUCUCUCUCUCUCUCUCUCUGUUUCUCUAUUUCUCUCUUUUUCUAUCUCUGUCUCUCAUUUUUUCCUACUACUCUGUCAGUUUUUUUCUCUCUCGCUCUCUCUGUCUUUCUCUCUUUCUGUCUUUCUCUCUCUCUCUCCAUUUCUCUUUCUUCCCCCCCCCUCUCCAUUUCUCUCUCUCUCUCUCUCCCUCCUUUCCUCCUGUACGUAAAGUUUAUCUUUGAAUAUCUUUGAAUCUCUGCAACGAAGAGAUACAACCAUGAAGUCAUCAACAGAUUAGAUCUCUACAUCAUGUUUGUACAACUUGUCGCUACAAACUGUUGUUGAGUUCCAACUCUGUUGCAUUAUUGAAGACUGGCCCAAAUGUAUUACUGAAGACUGGCCCAAAUGUAUUACUGAAGACUGGCCCUAAUGUAUCUCCGAAUGUGAUAUUUUAUUUAUAGAAGUAAAACAUAUUAUUAAGAACAUAUUGCUUUCGUGUACAUUCCAGAAAAGAUUUCAUUAAAGUUUU
Biomphalaria glabrata is the source of this 3829-nucleotide messenger RNA. RefSeq lists its product as uncharacterized. The transcript has 6 exons. The record is from RefSeq and is a predicted model, not a curated record. Lineage: Eukaryota; Metazoa; Mollusca; Gastropoda; Planorbidae. The coding region runs from base 187 to 519 and encodes 110 amino acids.